AUGGAGGCGUCGAGCAGCACCAUGCUGAAGCCGGUCUACUCCACGCCUCACCCUCUUGCCGGCGAGAUGGUCCCACUGACCCUCUUCGACCGAGCCACCUUGGACAUCUUUGUCCCCCUCAUCCUCGUGUACCCCGCACCUACUCCGUCCAACGAGGCGCUCAAGGAGGGCCUCCGCAGGGCCGUCGCAGUGUACCCGCACCUGGCCGGACGCCUCGCCGUCGACCACCGGGGCAGGCGUUUCAUCCACGUCAACAACGAGGGCGUGCUUGUCGUAGAGGCCGCCGUCCCCGUCGAUCUGGCGAGCGCGGUCAUCGACGACAGUUUCGUCACCAAUACCGAUGGACUGUACCCUGCAGUGCCGCCGCCGGAGGAGAGCAUCGGGGUGGCCCUUCUACAGAUACAGCUCAACCGGUACAAGUGCGGCGGCCUCGUACCCUGUCGUACCUGUUGGCCCAGAUCCGACGCCGAUGUGUUCGACCACAGGUCCACCGAGUUCAAGGGACAAGGCGGCAGGUCGUACCCUGUCGUCUCCGAUCCUUCCUCCAAGAUCGAGAACGUGACGGUGCGCUUUACGGCGGAAUUUAUCGCCGAGCUCAAGGCCCGCGUGGAAAUCCGGUGUAGCACGUUCCAGUGUCUGCUCGCGCACGCGUGGAAGAAGACCACGGCGGUGCGCGGCCUGAAGCCCGAGCAGUUCACGCAGGUCAGGGUGGCCGUGAACUGCCGUGCCAGGGCCAACCCUCCCGUGCCGCCGGAAUUCUUCGGGAACAUGGUGCUCUGGGCGUUCCCGAGGCUUCAGGCCCGGGACGUCCUGGGCUGGACCUACCGCGGCGUGGUGGAGGCCAUACGCAACGCCGUCGCCCGGGUGGACGCCGAGUACAUCCAGUCGUUCCUGGACUUCGGCAGGGUAGCGGACGCCAACGCGGAGGAGCUCGUGGCGACGGCGGCGGCCAACGGCACAAUGUUCUGUCCAGACCUGGAGGUGGACAGCAGCCUGGGUUUCAGGUUCAAUCAGAUUGACUUCGGCACUGGGCCGCCCUCCGCGUUCGUCACGCCGGACCUGCCCAACGAAGGCCUCAUGAUCUUCUUGCCGUCGUGCACGGCGAGUGGUGGCGUCGACCUCAUCAUGGCCAUCCCGGAGGAUCAUGAUACGACGACCUUCUACUCCUUGGAUGAAAGAGCUAAACCAAAGAUGUAA
Molecule: messenger RNA, 1197 nt
Organism: Triticum dicoccoides
Lineage: Eukaryota; Viridiplantae; Streptophyta; Magnoliopsida; Poales; Poaceae
Product: tryptamine benzoyltransferase 1-like
Exons: 3
Coding region: 1-1197 (398 amino acids)
Molecular function (GO): acyltransferase activity, transferring groups other than amino-acyl groups
Source: RefSeq, a predicted model, not a curated record